UAGGUGCGCGACUUUCUCACGCGCGUUCUCGUCCACCCCCUUUCACUCCACCCCUCCGCCAUAUCGUCUGCAGCACUUGUUGAUUACGUGUGCAUGUGUAGAGGGGGAGGGGCAUUCCGUUAGUUGAGUCCGCACACAACCUGACUGACUCUCGCUGCUUGCUUCAUUCUCAGAUGUGUGGGAUCGUCUGCUGCCAAACGAUAUUUUUUAUUAUAUUGUUGUAAUUUCACUUCUGUCCUUCCCCCUUUUUGCCCCCUUCUGUGAUAUUCGGCAAGGAUACUCGCGGAGUUGAGGAACAGUUUGAGUUUUGAUUCUGAGGAGAGUGGUUUGGUCUUAUGAUUUUCCCCAAGGAUUACCAUUGACCGGGGUGCUCGUGUGUUUGGUUCAGAAAGAUAUUUGUGUGUUAGUGGUCAGUGCCUUUGACAACAUUUCAACCUGGAAUACCACUCUUGUACAACCACCAUGCCUGCUGAAAGGCCAAUUUCGAAAGCUAGUGAGAAUAGACGGGCAACGAAGCCCAUUAUGGAAAAGAGGCGGAGAGCCCGCAUUAAUCAAUGUCUAUCGGAGUUAAAAACACUCAUUUUGGAUGCACUAAACAAAGAUCCUUCCCGCCAUUCGAAAUUGGAAAAAGCAGACAUUUUAGAGAUGACAGUUCGGCAUUUGCAAAACAUACAAAGACAACAAAUGGCUGCUGCUAUCUCAACGGAUUCAUCUGUCCUAAAUAAGUUCAAAGCUGGUUUCAACGAGUGCGCCACGGAAGUUACCCGCUACAUAAGUCGCAUUGAAGGUGUCGAUCCAGCCAUGCGCCAACGUCUUCUCACUCACCUGUCAAACUGUCUGUCAUCUAUGAACUCUGCUUCACACUUCCAGCAACAACCACAAGCCACUAAUCUCAGUUUUGGAAAUAACUUUCCAAGCAUGCUUCAAUCCCUUAGUGUCCAAAUACCUGCUGGCAUAUCAACAGUUGGUAUUGUGCCUGCAGCUCGACCCACCACAGGUGAUAUCAAUAACAACACUUCUCCACCAACACCUACCAGUGGCAAGAUCUUUACUGGACUCUCAGUUAUUCCAAGUCGUUUGCCAAAUGGUGAAUUCGCUUUUCUCCUGCCCAGUCAGUCCAUUCCAGGAUCUGGGAUGUCUUUAAACUUACCAUCGGUCAGUGCCUCGUCCAGUCUUCCAUCAUCGUCCGAUCCUGAUAGAAAUAGCCAAUCCUCUUGGCCACCAACUUCACCAUCUUCGAAAAGAUCGGCAAGUCCUGAUGCCAUGUCCGAAGACAACGUUGUCCUUAGUCCCACUUGUAGUGAUGCUGGUUCUGAUGUAUUCAUUGAACCUUAUCAUCAUUCUAAGCAUCAUCAACAGGUGAAAGAAAUGGUAUUGUCGCCAGUGCCUCAGCGUGCCUCCAUCAUCAAGGACAGGCACUCUAUAAACAUGCAUAGUCAACGCCAUAUGCCUGAAACUGAGAACGUGUGGCGCCCGUGGUGAAUAAUCCACCCCCAGAACUUAACUCACUGUCUUCCACUCAUCAGGCAGGUUUAAGAAUGAAGUGAUAUUUUAUGGUCUCAUCUUAAAAAGAUCUCCUUUUGUUUGUUUUGUAUAUUAUAUUUUGUACAGGUCUUGUAAAAUGUACAUUUCAUUUCUGGUUAAUUGUGUAACUGACUAAAACUUAAUCUCAAGUAGAAUCGGGUUUAAUUUUGCUAAAUAGAUAAAAUAUAAAAUAGGGUUUUUCCUGAUUUGAUAGCAUUAUAUAGUCGCCGAAAUUUGAUAACGAGAAAAGUUUAAAGCUAAAACUAAAGUCUUUUAAGAUAUCAUUAAUAAAUCAAUGAAUCAUUUCAAUUUUCGAUUUCAUAAAUUUAUGAAUCAUUCCAGUUUUUGAUUUAAUAAAUAUAUGAAUCAUUUCGGAUUUUGUUGAAAAAACGCACAAUAUACGUCAAUAUUUAAUUGUUAAAGAAAACUUAGUUAAACUGUUUAUUGAGCAAAUCAGAGAUGUACAAAUUUUGGCUUAUAAGUGCGACUCAGAUUCACUUGUUAAUUCACUUGCAAUGUUUGAUAUUUUGAUUGUUGUACAUACAGUUCAAUACUAUGAUGAGCAUAAAAUCUCAACCACAAUUCAUAACGCCUUUGCGUUUCAAGGUCUCAUACCAAGGUUCUUUCUGGAAGAAAUAUAUUGUUAUAAUCUCAGUUAUAUAUCGAACUAAAUAUAUAUUUUAUUGUUGAAUGUUAAAUAUUAUGAUCGAAGACAAUUUAAGUCGAUAGAUGAUUGAAAGUUAUUAGUAACCAUGUCACAGAUCAUUGAAGAAAAAUGAGUUCUUAAGUAUCUAGAGGUAAAAGAAGAAUUCCAUGAAAUCAAAUAAAAUUUUUAGAAACUAAGUUAUUGCUUUUAAUAUGCUACACUAUCAAAAUUAUUUUUAAUUUGCUAUAUUAUCAAAAUUGCUUUUAAUAUGCUAGAAUCAAAUUCAGAACUAUUUAACUAUGCGUAAAGAUAUUCAGCGAAUAUAUCACAGCUCUAUCAAACUGAGUUGUCUUUGAUUAUAAAUGGGGCGUAUGGAUACGUGGCACAAUAUUUGCCAAUAUCUCUCGUCUGAUAUUUCUUUCAUAUAUUUAACGGGCUUUUAUUAAGUGCUAACUAUGAUCUCAAAAUGGAUGCCUAUGCUGUGAUGUGUAAAUAAAUUGAUCUUUUUUAA
Argiope bruennichi is the source of this 2681-nucleotide messenger RNA. Its product is annotated as transcription factor HES-1-A-like. Lineage: Eukaryota; Metazoa; Arthropoda; Arachnida; Araneae; Araneidae. Gene Ontology annotation, cellular component: nucleus. Bases 463 to 1482 code for a protein of 339 amino acids. The record is from RefSeq and is a predicted model, not a curated record. Gene Ontology annotation, molecular function: protein dimerization activity; RNA polymerase II cis-regulatory region sequence-specific DNA binding; DNA-binding transcription factor activity, RNA polymerase II-specific. The transcript has 4 exons. Gene Ontology annotation, biological process: anterior/posterior pattern specification; regulation of transcription by RNA polymerase II; regulation of neurogenesis.